Molecule: messenger RNA, 762 nt
Organism: Electrophorus electricus (electric eel)
Lineage: Eukaryota; Metazoa; Chordata; Actinopteri; Gymnotiformes; Gymnotidae
Gene: fabp2
Product: fatty acid binding protein 2, intestinal
Molecular function (GO): lipid binding
Source: RefSeq, a predicted model, not a curated record
AGGGGGGCACAUUUCCAGUGAGCUUUACUCAGCCAUAUUAGCAUAAAUGCUCUGAUAAGGGAGAGUGCUUUCCGCUACUGACAUAUAUAAGGAAUAGUGUGGUCAACGCAAACACACACACACCCCUAUUCAUUCCAACCUGGGACAACAAGCCUCUGUCAUAAUGAUGUUCAAUGGGACUUGGAAAGUGGAAUACAGCAACAAUUAUGAGAAGUUCUUGGAAAAGAUGGGCUUUAACCUGAUAAAGAAGAAAUUAGGGGCCCAUGAUAAUCUGAAGAUUACCCUGCAGCAAACUGGUGAUAAAUUCCACGUGAAAGAGUCCAGCACCUUCCGCAACCUGGAACUUGACUUCACACUAGGGGUCCUCUUCGAAUACAGUCUACCUAAUGAUGUUAAAGUGUUCGGGUGCUGGAAUUUGGAGGAUGGCGUACUGAAGGGAAGCUUUACCCGCGAAGAUAACGGAAAAAUACUUAGGACGACCAGGAAGGUUAGCGGCGAUGAACUCGUGCAGAGCCUUUCCUACGAGGGCGUGGAAGCUGAGAGGAUUUUCAAGAAAAUCUAAAACGAGCUUGUCCAUAAGCAACUUAAUUAUCUUCCACGAUGAUUUCGUUUCACUCCUUGAUUAUUAGUCGGGAGAUUCGAGUAUUUUGGAUAUUCUGAAAAGUUACUGGUUGCUCAGAAAAUAAUGUUUAUACAAUGUUUUUUUUUUAUUUACAGUAGAUAUUUUUAUUUGUAAGGAAAUAAAGUCCUUUCAGAACUUUU